Messenger RNA from Argiope bruennichi, 4257 nucleotides. RefSeq lists its product as uncharacterized. Lineage: Eukaryota; Metazoa; Arthropoda; Arachnida; Araneae; Araneidae. The transcript has 2 exons. Bases 109 to 1260 code for a protein of 383 amino acids. The record is from RefSeq and is a predicted model, not a curated record.
GAAUUCGGAUCUUCAUCCGGUUUAGCAGACCCAGACCAGAGAAAACACAACAGUGGCAGAGUAAGACGCUCAGAGGAGAGUAUUUUGAUUUCUACUGCAUUUCUGGUGAUGGAUUUCUUAUCCGUACCCUCCCUUGCAUCUCUUAGUUAUACUGAGAUCGCUCUUGCUGUUUUUUAUAAUCAUGAUGUCUAUAAACUUGCGUUCGAGUAUAGUUUACCUUCCGCGCUUCGUCCUGGAUAUACAAAAAUGGAAAGACUGACCUUGAAAAACAUUUUAGAUGUUGCUGUUGAUAAACUGUCAACUUUAAUGUUAUCCUCAUCAUGCCGCACAAAAGUCAGAAGUUUAAUUAUGUAUAUGAUUCGUGAAUUUUGGAUUUGGAAGCAAAAUCAUGAUUCAAUUCUUGACACUCAGCUGCUGAGGGAUAUUCGCCCGUUUUGGACAAAACAAUUAACCAUCGAUCGUCCAAAGACUGCCAGGAUAUUGAUUGAAACAAAAAAAUUUGAUGCUGCCGUUUGUUUUAUACUGGCAUGCAAAUAUUGCUUCGUUGAAGAUGCUUUGCAGCUGUGGAGUGAUAUGACAGCAGAACAGAAGGUUUUUGUAGCAUCGUUAAAACGCAUACCAAGAUACUCUCCUCUAGAGACUUGGAUUCGCGAUUCUGAAUCUGAAGCUCAAAAAGAUGUAAUGACCUUUAGUACUUAUGUAGAAUUGCGUCAGCUUCCUCUUGAUGAACAUAUGAUAAGAGCUAUUUUGCCUACAAAAUCCCCAGAAGUACAAAAACAAAUUCUGAUAAACGUUGUUGCAAAUACUUCUAUUUACGAAUAUCAACCUCAUUUUAAAUUAAAAUGUUUUCAACAGUUGGGCAAAGAGAUGCAAGAAGAAAUUUUAAAAAUACAUUCUUUUAUUGUGCUUCGGUGUCUUUUGGCCUGGCCUUUUGAAAGCAAUUUCUUGGCUGUGGCAGAUAAUACUCGGAAUAAUCUCUCACCAAGAAAUUUUUGCCUCAUUCUUGAGACUUUUAUUCUUCGUUUGGAAAAUUAUGAAUGGCAAAACUUUGAACUUGCUCAAAUUCUUAAAGAAUUUUGGGAUGAAAGUCCCCAAAAUAUGAAAGACUAUGCAAAACGAGAUCGUAUUUAUGAACUACUAAAAAUGGUAUUAAGUUGCGAUUCCCUUGAAUCGCUCUCGAGUAGUAGUUGUAUCUUGCAAGAAGCAUAUCAAAAAUUUGUUGGUAUUAAGAUUUUGGAAGCGUUUGGUGUUUAUAGAUAAAUUAUAUGAAGGCUGACAAAAAUAAGUAAAAGAUUAAAGUAGCUUAUCUAUCCUGGUGCGUGCGCUUGAAAUUAUUUUCCUAUUUGUAAAACAACCUGCGCUCCUUUCAAAAUUGACUAAUUAUAUGUAGAUAGUGUUACCUUGAUGCUCAGAUUUUAGACAAAGGAAUAAAGUAAUAAUAAUAAAACUGACACGGUUUAUAUAUAAUAAAGAUUUAUAUCCGAAAGAUGUGGUAUGAAAUUAAUUCCUGUUAGAACCAAGUAUUGAAAACAGAUUUACAUAUGCAAAUGUGUGUUUUAUUCAGAAGUAGAAACUAAGAAAAUUAAAAGCAUUUUCAUUGGAUAAAUUCAUCCUCAGGGCUUUAUCAUGGACUUAAUUAAUUAAAUUAAAAAUAAGUGAUGUGAUGAAUAAUUUAAAUAAAACUAAAUAAAUAUAAAUUUGAAAAAAAAAAUCCAAUGAUAUUUAAUAUAGUUUUGUAUUCUUAUAAUGCUAAUGAAUGCAAAUAAUUAAAUAGAAAGCAUAAAUUAAAAACAUAAUUAACGGGAAUUUUUUUUCUAGAUUUAUAAUUUUAACAUCACUAAAAAUUAAAACCUAAGCAAAUAUAAAAUUUAAAAAAAUGAUUAUUAUUUUAAACAGCAAGACAUAAUGAGUAGCAAAUGUGAAAUGCAUUCUUACAAUGUCACAGCAUGUUUAUUAAUGCCAUGCGAGAAAACUGUUAGAUCUUUUUGUCCAAUUAUUCGAGCAAAAUGCAUUGAUAAAUGUUAUUUCUUAUCCAUAUUUUAUCUGUUACUUUAAUAAUUUCAUUCCCAAUCUUUUAUUAGCCCUUCCUUAUAUGAAAAUGUUUUUAAUUCAAAGUAAUCGAUUUAAUUUGAUUGUAAUUUGUAAAUUUUAUUCCAUUCGUUCUGUUAAGUAAUGGUUAAUUCCGGGAUAUAAUAGUUGUGUUUUCAUUUAAUGAUAUAUGUCAGUUCCAUUGCGAAUAAAAUAAUACACACAAUAUAUAUAUAUAUAUAUAUAUAUUGUGUGUAUAUUAUUUAAUAGUUAUAAUAUUCUUUAUUGUGAAUACAUGUUUUCUGAUAGAUUGUUGUGAUAUUAGUUGUUAAGUUUAACUAUCCAUUCAUUGUCUAUUAAUUUUUGUUUUUGAACAUUAUUAUAUAAAUCAUAUCACUAUAUAUAUGUGUGUGUGUGUGUGUAUGUGUGUGGAAAAUUUAGUUUUUGAAGUCAGUUCAGUUAGCAAAUAGAUGAGUAUUCAGUAGUCAGUAGAUGAGUAUUUCAGUUUUUAUUUAGCUGAUUAUUCUAAUAAUAUUAUUUUUUACUUAUCCACACAAUUGCUGUCAAUCCUGAACAAGAUCUCUUCCCACCAAGUUGUGUGGGUGAUGGCCGUUGCUAUGGGAACUAAUUAUGUAAGGGAAAAUUCCAAUUCGAAUGGGAGAAAUCCGACGGAAGUCUGGAUUUGAUUUAUUCUUGGUGCCAGCUUUUGGCGGGGGAAAAAAAUUGGUAAUCAUUGAUACAGUUGCAUUUGCAUUUACCUAUCUUGCUUUUUAAAUAAAAGAAGGAAAAAAAACUGUUCUGAUUAAACUUAUUCUCAUUAUUUUUAAAUCUUGUUAUUAUAUAAAUUUAUCUUUCAAUUUAAAACAGACGAGAUGAUAAAGUGAGGACGAAUUAGUGAUUCGCAUUCGGACUAAAAAUAAAAAGAAUUUUGUGACUGGAGAUUUUUUUUUUUUCUGUAAGGAAUCACGCCAUAAUAAAUUGCAAAAUUUUUAAAUGUUUCUUAUACAACUAUGUUUUAUGACCGCAACUUCUAUUCUAUUAUAAGCAAAAUUUUAAUGAUGAUUUUUUCACAUAUAGAAAUCAUAAGAUUUUCGGCCAUUGGUAAAAUAUUUUGCAUCUCCCUUCAGCAUAUAUACUAGUUCUGAUGCAUAAUUUUAAAAGUAGAAAUGUAAAGUUGUAUUAUUUUAAAAAUCAGAAUGUAUUUAUAUAUGAACUUUGCAGUUGAUAUUUUUGGAAAUGUGUGUAUUGAAACUUAGUUACAGAUCAGAUUUAGAUAUAGACAAUUUUUUUCACAUGAUUUCUCUUAAUAUGACAAUUAUUAAUUUUGUAUUUGGAUAAAAUAAUUAAAUAUCCUAGUUUUUGAAAGUUUCAUGUAUAUUGAAUAAGAAACAUUUUAGGUAAUAUUAGAAUAUAAAAAAGUUUUAUUAAAAUUAAGAAAUAAUUUGCGAUUAAUUAUAGUAUCGUUUUUAUGUUUAACUAACUGAAUUACCUGGAACUUGCUCCAGUAAAUUCAAUGUUAAUCACUAGUCUUAAUUUAGUGCAAAUGGAAUGAAAAUUUUAUUAUAUGAUAUGAACAGAACAGAAUAAUAUGUUCCGAUUUAUGUAUUUUUUUAUAAAUGAUUCAGUUUCAUAACUGAUUUUCUUUUUCUUUACUUAACAGGGACAUAAACAAUUAUUUAAUUUUUCGUUCGACUUGUAUUGUUCUUUAUAUGUGUGUGUGACAAGGAUAUCUGAUAUUUUUAAUAUUUCAGAUAUUAUAAUUUUGAGUUUGAUUUAUAACUUUUAAAAAUUUAUUUUUCAAAAUUAAAUGUAAUACUUUAUAUAAUCAAUGGAUUCCUGUAUAAUAGAUAACAUGGUUCCCUAGUGACCACCAUCGUCUAGAUAAUUUGACGGGAAAAGAUCUUUUUGUGAACAAACAGUAUUCAAUGAUUGUUUUUAUACAGUAUUGAAAUAUGUUUUUAUACAGUAUUAAAAUAAAUCAUGUCAAUUUUUUUUUGCAUUUAGAAAUUGUAUAUUCUUCAGAAGCAUUUCAACUUACCUAUAUAUCAAAGAGUAAAAUUUUGGUUUUUAUUCAUCCAAAUAAUUAAUGGUUAUAUUAAUUAUUAUUUAGUAAAUAUAACCAUUAAUUCAUCAACCAUUAUUUGUUGUUUUAUACCGUAUAAAAAUAAACCUUUUUAUACAGAAAUGUUUUAUAGUUUUCAGUCUUUUAGAUUAGUAUUACAUUUCAGU